Molecule: messenger RNA, 981 nt
Organism: Helianthus annuus (common sunflower)
Lineage: Eukaryota; Viridiplantae; Streptophyta; Magnoliopsida; Asterales; Asteraceae
Exons: 1
Coding region: 1-981 (326 amino acids)
Source: RefSeq, a predicted model, not a curated record
AUGCAUAUAAAAUCUGAUAAUAAAAUCCUGUUCUGCUCGUUUGUUUAUGCUGAAAAUAAUUACCAAGAUAGAAGGGCUUUGUGGGAUGACCUUUGUAAACACAAGUGUUUCAUUCAAGACAGACCGUGGGUGGUGUUAGGUGAUUUUAAUUCAGCUCUUUCGAUGGAUGACUACUUAGUUGGGCCAUCUACUGUUCCGGUAGGGAUGAGGGAGUUUUAUGAUUGUGUUCAACACAAUCAACUUUCUGAUGUUAAGAGUCAUGGGCUUCGUUUCACUUGGAACCAAAAACCGAAAAAUGGUGUAGGAGUAUUGAAGAAGAUUGAUAGAGUUAUGAGUAACACUCAGCUCCUUGAUUUAUUCCCAGAUGCUUAUGUUUUCUAUCAUCCUUAUCGGGUUUCGGACCACUCGCCGUGCAUUCUGAAUUUGUUCCCGUUUAACCAUAAUCGGCCUAAGCCUUUCAAGUUUGCUAAUUUCCUAGCAAGCAAGGGGGGAUUUAUUCCGUGUGUUGCCAAGGAAUGGGCUAAGGAGAUUCCGGGUAAAACUAUGUUCUCGGUGGUUAAGAAGUUGUCGGCUCUUAAGUCUCCGUUAAGACGCCUUCUAUUUGAUCAGGGUAAUCUCCACAACCGAGUGAAGGAGGUUAGAUUGAAGUUGGAUGCCAUUCAGAAAGCAAUAGAUGACAACCCUUUAGACCUGGUUCUACGUGACUCUGAAGCUCGUUGUAUUCAGGAAUUCAAUACCGUCUCGUAUGAUGAAGAAUGCUUUCUUAAGCAAAAGUCUAAGGCAGAAUGGCUUGCGGCAGGCGAUUCCAACACGAAAUUCUUUCAUAACUGUGUGAAAAUGAGGAAUGCUUGCAAAAAAAAUUCACAGUAUUCAAGAUGUUCAUGGAAACUGGUCGCAUGGGAACGAUGUCUUUGGUGUUCUGGUUUCACAUUACUCGAACUUUUUGGGUACUCAGGACAAUGUAAGCAGGUUGGUGAAUGA